AUGGCAUCAGAAAACCAUAAUUCCGACCCAAUGUACCAGAAAAUCGACCCACAACCAACCCCAUUACCCUCGUCAUCAAACCCAAAUCAACCAGACGUCGAAAUGAAUGACGUAUCCGGUAAUCUCUUCCCCGACUCUCCUGAUCAUGCAAAUUCACCGUCACACGAAUCAGUUAAUGAAGAAACUAUGAUUACUGUUCCUGGGGCAAUCCUGCAUUUGAUAGAUACAAAUCGUAGUGUGGAAUUAGCAAUGGGUCAUUACUCGAUGGUGCAAUUACGUCAAGGUGAGAACGUGAUCGCUAUUCUUGCUCGUGUGGGUGAUGAGGUUGUAUGGCCGUUAGCUAGAGACGUGGUUUGUGUUAAGUUAGAUAAUUGCCAUUACUUUUUCUCAAUACGUGCUCCAAAAGAGAACGAAAAAGAUGAUCAUGAUGAUGAUGAUGAUGAGGAUCAUGAUAUGUUGAAUUACGGGUUAACAAUUGCUUCAAAAGGACAAGAGACGUUGUUGAGAGAUUUGGAUAAGUUGUUGGAGAAGUACACUAGUUUUUCGGUGGAGAAAGUGGAUGAGAGUAAAGGAGCUUUGGAUGUUACAAUGGCGGCAAGGAUAAGUCCUUUUGAGUUGAUGUCGGGUUCUAUGAAGGAAAAGAUGGAGCAGGGUUGUAGUGCUUAUUGGACGACAUUGGCCCCAAAUGUUGAGGAUUAUAGUGGGACCGCUGCAAAAUUGAUUGCUGUGGGUUCAGGACAUCUUGUUAAGGGGAUUCUAUGGUGUGGUGAUGUUACUGUGGAUGGCUUAAACCGGGGUGAGAUGGUUUUGAAGACGAAAAUGAGUCGUGGUCGUGAAAGGGAAGUUAGUCCUAAAACUUUAAAGAGAAUAAAAAGGGUCAAGAAGAUGACAAAGAUGACAGAAAAAGUUGCAGGGGGGGUUCUUUCUGGUGUUCUGAAGGUUUCUGGAUACUUCUCAAGCUCUGUUGCUAACUCUAAACUUGGCAAGAAGUUCUUCAAACUUUUGCCUGGAGAAAUGGCACUUGCCACUAUAGAUGGAUUUAGCAAGGUUUGUGAAGCAUUUGAAGUUUCUGGAAAGAACGUGAUGACAACUUCGUCUACUGUCACAACUGAACUGGUAGCCCACAAAUAUGGAGAACAAACAGCCAGGGCAACAAAUGAAGGCCUAGAUGCAGCAGGUCAUGCUAUAGGAGCAGCAUGGACAGUUUUUAAAAUUAGAACAGCGGUGAAUCCGAGAAGUAUUAUAGCACCUUCUGCACUCACAAAAUCUGGUCUGCACAAGGCAACUGAAGAGAUGAGAAAUAAAGCUCUUAAAGAAAUACAAGCAAAAGAAGCAUCUAAAAGAUCGCCAAAAAAAUCAAAAUGUAGAAGGUGCGUUCUUUGCUCUAUUCUCUAAUUGCUAGCUGAUAGGUUCAUUUUUCUAUUACGUACACUUUUCAUAUUUAUUCAUUGUAGAUGAAACUAAGUUGUAAAUAG
Messenger RNA from Erigeron canadensis, 1475 nucleotides. Its product is annotated as protein EARLY-RESPONSIVE TO DEHYDRATION 7, chloroplastic-like. Gene Ontology annotation, cellular component: plasma membrane. The record is from RefSeq and is a predicted model, not a curated record. The transcript has 5 exons. Lineage: Eukaryota; Viridiplantae; Streptophyta; Magnoliopsida; Asterales; Asteraceae. The coding region runs from base 1 to 1395 and encodes 464 amino acids.